AUGCCACCUAUGCCAGCUCAGCACUUCAACCCUGGUGGGCAAUCAGGGCAGGUGCAGGUCGUACCGCAGGCCCCAUCCGUUUGGCAGAAGCUCUCAAUGGGCGCAAUGAUGGGCACAGGUGUCGGUCUUUCCAUUGGCUUCAUCGGUGGCAUGGUACAGAUCAUGAGGGCUGGACCCGGACCUAGAGGGACACUUGCCACCUUGAGCCAGUACAUGGCCACCAGUGGAGCGACAUUUGCCUUUUUCCUGUCCAUCGGCUCGGUCAUCCGUACAGAGGAUGGCAACCCGGCUAACGAGGCGGCAUGGAGGCAGACGUUGGCAAACAGGGGGAGGAUCGUGACGGCCGCGAGACCGGCAUUCGCAGCAUCGUCGUAA
Molecule: messenger RNA, 375 nt
Organism: Jaminaea rosea
Lineage: Eukaryota; Fungi; Basidiomycota; Exobasidiomycetes; Microstromatales
Exons: 3
Coding region: 1-375 (124 amino acids)
Biological process (GO): protein insertion into mitochondrial inner membrane; protein import into mitochondrial matrix
Cellular component (GO): TIM23 mitochondrial import inner membrane translocase complex
Source: RefSeq, a predicted model, not a curated record